AUGUACCUGUCAUUUGAGAUGGCAACUAGCAAUGGUGUAGAAUCAAGGAUAUUUGAGAACAUAGUGGUUGGAGCUGGAAAACCACCAAUUGGCCAAGUAACUGUAGCAUACAAGUUUGCAAGGGGAUCGUACAAACAAGCAGGAAAUAUUUUUACGCAGGUCAUCGCUUUGGCUCCAGACAAUCGCACAUUUGGAAUAUAUUAUGAUGAUCCUAAGGCGGUCCCAGAAGAUAAACUACGCUACAUUGUAGGAACCAUAAUAUCAGAGGGAGAUCAAAAGAUUGACACCGAAAUUCGCGAGAAAUUUCUGCGCAAUGAUUACAAAGUGACGCAUUUUCCUGAAGUAAGCAAUGCUGUGAAGACGCAGUUCCCAUUUAACACCAUGAUAUCUGUUUUCAUCGCCAUAAGUCGUGUGUAUCCAGCUCUUGGCCAGUACAUUCAGGAAAAUCGUCUUUGUGCCCACCCUAUGCUGGAGAUCUAUGAUUGUAACACCAUUCACUUCAUGGCCCCUCUUGCUAAACAAGAUGAGUUUUAUGUACCUGAAACAGGACAAGGCAAAGAAGCAGAGGGAGAGGAUGAAAGCCAAAGUCAACCUGAAGGGGAAAUCAAGCUUGAGGGUCAACAAGAAGCUGUUAAAGGCCAACCUAUUGCGGAAAAAGUUGAAGCUGUUAUUGCUCCAAAAGACUCAAAAAUAACAGAUGAACCGCAAAUGUGCAAGAAAAAUAUUGAUGAACAGAGUAAAGGUUCAACAUCUGAAAAUGUUAAUAUAAUUCAAGAUCCCGCAGUAACCUCUGAUGGAGAUGGGGUCAAAGGUGAUAUGUCAGAGGUUAAAUGUGAGGGUUCAAUCACACCUGGGUCUACCGCAUCAAGCUCUUCAUUUGAAGAGGUAGACCCCGAAGAACUGAAAAAAGACAUUGAAAAGGUUCAGAAAUCAGAGUAGAAUAUUUAUACUUUGCAUGUACAUGUAGCUUACGAGUAGCAGACUUGUGUAGCUUUAAUUGAUGUACAGGGUGUCCAUUCAUAAAGUCUCUAC
Messenger RNA from Owenia fusiformis, 1032 nucleotides. The record is from the annotation of a GenBank genome assembly. Lineage: Eukaryota; Metazoa; Annelida; Polychaeta; Sabellida; Oweniidae.